Messenger RNA from Drosophila biarmipes, 1879 nucleotides. RefSeq lists its product as uncharacterized. Bases 95 to 1801 code for a protein of 568 amino acids. Lineage: Eukaryota; Metazoa; Arthropoda; Insecta; Diptera; Drosophilidae. The transcript is spliced from 10 exons. The record is from RefSeq and is a predicted model, not a curated record.
UUACUGGAACAAAGUAGGCAAAGGUAUGAGCUAGAUAUCUUAUUGGUGUCGUAAAACAGCGAAGCUCGACAAGUACUUCCACCUGGUAAUCAUUAUGAACACCUUGGAGAAGAACGGUGAUAAUACCGAUUCUUUGGAUGGCGAGCAGGAUGAGGAAAUCCGUCAAGUACUAAACUCUAUCGAAAGCUUUGAAGAUGUCUGCAAAACGUACAAGUCGCAGAGUGCCCAAGAACUAAGGGCUCAAAACACAAGUGAAAUACCGAAGUCUGAUCAGGAAAAGGUCAAAACGGGGUCCUCGGAAAAUUGCUCUACACCAAAACCAGAAAAAGUAAAUUCUGAGGCAGAUCCUGAUAGCGAUUACACCGGGUUUCUUAAGCAGAUGAGCGUUCGUUACUCAAAAUUUCGCAUAACCUCGGGUCAAGUGAUUCAACAGAAAGGACAAACCAUGGAUUACCGCGACUACAGCUAUAACGAAUAUCCAGUUGGCUUCCCUUCCUGUAGCUGGCAGUCUCCUGACACAAGUGGUCAGGACUUGAAUACUAGAAUUCCCUGUGGGCAAGGACAGGUGGAAUCUCCAUCCUCUUCGACCCAGCAAAUGUCCCAAAACUCCAGUUACUAUAGCUAUGGCCAUUCUCUGUCGGAGGUUAACUCGGGAUCGGAUGAGACCAUUGUAAACAGGCCCAGUGGGCCCACUGUGACUACAGGGGAAAACUCAUGCUGCUCGAAGGACUCUUGCGGCUGUUGCUGUCGGGUUAGAGAUCCUGUCCAACAAACCGGGGGUUGCCACUGCGAUCAGGGAAGUCCUGGCCAGGGACAGCAGCUACUGCCAGUGCCCAUGGGCGUGGAUCCAAGUACAGGAUUUCCCAUCUACUGCUGCUCGAUUCCAGGUAAUUAUCCUGGCCAUCCAACGUACUCCGUGCCAGCCAUGCCAAUGGAUCAGAGCCUUCGAGGAGGCGGUGGCCAACACACUUUGAGUAUGGGGAGCUCAUCAAGGGGCGCUUCAUCUUCUACCGCCGAAAGUUGUCUUCCCAAUGGGGCUGGUGCUUCAUCUAAUCAUGAUCCGAGCAACUUUGAAAUGCAAGACCUCAUGCGAAAGUACCAGAGCAAUGUUGAGCAGUUUUAUGCCUCUGCCCAACAAGGAAUUCAACAGUCCUUUGCCAAUGCUCAAACUCAGCCAUAUUAUAACAGCUUCCGACAGGGUAAUCAAUCAUUUUAUAACAAUCCCAAUGAAGGUUAUCAGCAAAUGUUUGGCAGUUUUAAUACAGGCAAUCCUGCGGGCCCCCCUUACGAGAAUACCCAGCAAGCUUUUAUUUGCCCUCUGGGCGCUCAACAAUAUUAUAACAACCCUAUUCCAGGUUUCCAACAAAACUUCCCCCCAUCGAUGGCAAUGCUUGCCUCCAAUUUCUUUGGAAAUAACACGGGCUUUUUUACUGAUUCACUGCAGGCCCAAACAGUAUAUUCCUCUGAUUACAAACCCUUUGCUAACGAUGGCAACCAUUUCAACCACUUCCCCAAUGGCUUAGACAACGGUGUGACCCCCGAGUCCUGUCCCAUCUGCGGUCCUGCUGGAACCGCUGGCCUGGCUGAGACGGGCACCGGGGGUCAGGUCUAUGCCAUGGGCGGUGCCUGUGAAAUGAACAUGAACUCCUAUCCCCUGAGUCAGAUGAGUUAUUCAAGUCCUUAUAGCUACGAGAUGCCCGAAUCCUCCACAAGCUAUGUUCCAUUAACAAGUAUGGCCGUGGCCAGUCCUCAAAUUCAAACUAGUCAAAUGAGUGGUGGUAACCCAGUGUAUCCUCGCUGAGUAAGACGGAAAGCCUUACUUGUGGAACUGAAAAAUGGUACUAUAAUUGGUAUUGGCUGAAUAAAAUGUUGAAAUAAA